AAAUUUUAAUUGCAAGUUAAUCCGCAUAUAGAACUCGAUUUAUUUUCCACGAAAUUUUGCAGACUCUCUGAUUCCAGAUUCGUCAAUACCUCCAUCAUCACCAAAGCAACAAAAAAACGGGCAAAUUCCUUCAAAUUUAACACAUCAACUUCAUUAAAUCUGUCUAAAUCUCUAUCAACCUCGUAUCACUUUUGUUCUUCCUACUUAUAUAUAGUUCCAACUUUAAACCAAUUUAGGGUUGAAAUUUUAAUUCUUUUGUGCGCAAAUUUAGGGUUUUAACUGAUAAUAGUUCCCAAAAUGUCUGAAUCGAGUAAUAAAGCAGUUGGAGUUGAUAACACAUUUAGGCGGAAGUUCGAUCGUGAAGAAUAUUUGCAACGAGCUCGAGAGCGUGAAGAGAAGGAAAAGGAUGGACGGUUGAAAUCUAAAUCUAAAGGACCUCCAGUGCAGAGGAAGCCAUUGAAGCACAGGGAUUAUGAAGUUGAUCUCGAGUCGCGUUUGGGGAAGACACAGGUUGUCACACCAAUAGCACCGCUAAGCCAGCAGGCUGGUUAUUAUUGUUCAGUUUGUGAAUGUGUGGUAAAGGAUUCAGCAAAUUACUUGGACCACAUCAAUGGAAAGAAACAUCAAAGGGCGUUGGGUAUGUCUAUGCGAUCAGAACGAGCAACUCUUGAUCAGGUGAGACAGCGGUUUGAGGUUCUCAAGAAGCGGAAAACUACUGGCAGUUUUUCUGAGCAAGAUCUCGACGAUAGAAUCUUAAAGCAACAAGAAGAAGAGGAGGAGAGAAAACGUCAACGUCGGGAGAGGAAGAAAGAAAAGAAGAAGGAGAAGGCCGCCGGAGAAGAGGAGCCUGAGAUGGAUCCUGAUGUGGCUGCUAUGAUGGGGUUUGGUGGUUUUGGCUCUUCUAAAAAAUGAAUUCAAAUGCACCCUUUUUCUGAAUUUGUUGCUGUAGCUUUACAUAGGGGGGUUCGAGGUUAAUCACAUUGUAUUCUCUAUACUCGCUUUGUUGUAGAGGAGAGAGUAUCAAGGAAAAUUUGGAGUGAAUUAUCAGUUCCAUAUUUAAUACAUCCAAUUUUCAUUACUCUA
Molecule: messenger RNA, 1083 nt
Organism: Beta vulgaris subsp. vulgaris (sugar beet)
Lineage: Eukaryota; Viridiplantae; Streptophyta; Magnoliopsida; Caryophyllales; Amaranthaceae
Exons: 10
Coding region: 298-912 (204 amino acids)
Biological process (GO): mRNA splicing, via spliceosome
Cellular component (GO): U4/U6 x U5 tri-snRNP complex; spliceosomal complex
Molecular function (GO): zinc ion binding; nucleic acid binding
Source: RefSeq, a predicted model, not a curated record